Striga asiatica is the source of this 2127-nucleotide messenger RNA. Lineage: Eukaryota; Viridiplantae; Streptophyta; Magnoliopsida; Lamiales; Orobanchaceae. The record is from the annotation of a GenBank genome assembly.
AGAGAGAGCUAUGUAUGUAUUAAGAAUUUUUGCAUUAUAUUUUUAGACUUAGUUUGUGUUUUCACAGGCAAAAAGAUUGACAUCUUUAUCUUUUCUUUUCUUUUUCCUCGCGACACUUGAGGUAGGUGUUUAGGUGUUUAUGUGACAUUGAAAGAUCCACUACAAGCUCUCAAAUUCACAUAUUGGUCAGAAAAGUAACUAAAGAAGUGUAGUGAAUCGGAAUGUGGGAUGCUUCAUGAAGAAAAAAUUGAUUAAUCGUUUCUCAUUUUAUUUCGUCUUGUUACAUAAAAGUACUUCAAAAUAAACUCUCAUAAAUUUCAAAGAAUUUUAUAUCUUUGAAAAUAUAAUAUUGAAUGUGUGGAAAAAGGUCCAUAUCGCAUUUAUUAAUAGUUCGUGAGUCGUUACCACUUUUCUACUGCUGGCCGAUCAUAUUUGUAUUUCCCAACUGGCGAGAAAAUUCAGCUGAAAGUGGUGGCAAGCUGAAUCAGAUCGGCAAUACUGUAGCCGUUAACCGUAUCGACGUCUUUUUCCAAGAACUCUGCAUUUUUCCGAAAAAAGGUCUUUCGACUUUGGAAGUUUGAAAAACUCACACCGCUCAACAGGAUAUUUGCAAUUUCGCGCACCAAAAGGUUUCCCGAAUGAGAUGAAUAAUAAUCAGCUCAAAAUCUGCAGUCUCAACCUAUUUAAUCGCCGAUUAUAAAUGGGAUUUAAUCCAUUUCCGAAUCUCUUGAUUCUUUUGUCUGUCGUUGUGUUCGCCGAUCAUUUUUCCUCCGCUUAUGGGAGAUCUAACAAUACAAAAACUCCUGCUAUCACCCCUAUCAAUCACGAUCUUUACCAUACCAGUGGGGCUUUACUGGAGGAAAUCGAAUCAUUGGUCCAUCGACACUCGGAUAUACUUUCAAUUGAGAAAAUUACUCGUAAAAAUAAAGGAUAUGAGGCAGAGAUGUGUGUAGUUACUUAUUCCCGUGAUAUGAAAGGGAGUGAUGACAGACCCAAGCUUAGGAUUCUGCUAUGGAGUAAGAAGAAAGGGCUAUGGGUGUAUGAUUAUCCCAAACCUGUUCCACCUGAGACUUUUGGACAGCAUGCUAGAGAGCUUAUUACAACUGAGCUAGCAUUGAGGAUCCUUUCUAUUCUGAGCGAAGAGGAAUUUUUGCCCAAUGUGGAUCGAUCUUAUUUGAAUAGAACACUUGAUAGGCUUGUUAUAAAGAUUGUUCCCCUGGAAAAUUUGAAUGGCCGCAAACUUGUUGAAGAUGGAGAGCUUUGCGAGAGGCGAAAUGGAAGGGGAGUCGAUCUCAACCGGAAUUGGAGUGUAGAUUGGGGCAAAAAAGAGAAGGUUUGUUCCAAAAUCAUCUUACUUGCGUUUUCUCCUGAUUAUGAUCCAUUCGAAGAAAGACCUGGGACUGCUCCUUUCAGCGAGCCUGAGACUCAAAUAAUGAGAAAAUUAGCUAUUUCAUUUGAACCACACAUUUGGGUUAAUGUGCACUCUGGGAUGGAGGCUUUGUUCAUGCCGUACGAUCACAAAAACACCACCCCUCCCGGAAUACCCUCUCAGAUAAUGAAAUCAGUGCUUGAAGACUUGAACCAUUUUCACCUCAAAGAUCAAUGCUUAAUUGGGUCUGGUGGAGGCUCUGUGGGGUAUCUUGCCCAUGGGACAGCAACAGAUUAUAUGUUUGAUGUUGCGAGGGUUCCCAUGGCUUUUACCUUCGAGAUUUACGGAGAUCCUAAAGCUUCCUCAAGAGACUGUUUCAAAAUGUUCAAUCCUGUAGACAUCUCCUCCUUCAAUAGAGUAUUGAAUGACUGGUCGGCUGCAUUCUUCAAGAUGUUCAACAUAGGUGUGAUGCAGAUGGAUGGGCUUCAGACAAAGGCAAUCGCGUCCAGUUUUGACAAUUGGGUAUCGAUAGAUGACUACCUUAAUGGAUAUUUAAUGCACAGGAAAAGUAGAUACGGUAAAAAAAUGGAAGUUCUUGACCUCGGACUCCAGGAGAUAAGGACGUAUUUCAGGUUGUUCUUGUUGUCUUCAGUGCUCCUACUGUUCAUGUUCUGUACAAGAAUUUCCAAGAGCACUAGGCCCAUUGUAGCCUCCAUGUCUCUGUGAUCAUUCAUAAGGUUUUACCUUUUUUUUUUUUU